This is a messenger RNA of Dermacentor andersoni, 11974 nucleotides long. RefSeq names its product (Lyso)-N-acylphosphatidylethanolamine lipase-like. The record is from RefSeq and is a predicted model, not a curated record. NCBI's taxonomy places the organism in Eukaryota, Metazoa, Arthropoda, Arachnida, Ixodida, Ixodidae. Gene Ontology annotation, molecular function: carboxylic ester hydrolase activity; lysophosphatidic acid acyltransferase activity. Gene Ontology annotation, biological process: phosphatidic acid biosynthetic process; lipid homeostasis. Gene Ontology annotation, cellular component: lipid droplet; mitochondrion.
UGGGAGCCGCAGUAGAAGAAGACCGGUGGCGAGUGCAGUGGCGCUUGCGGGUUUGCAAGCGCGCCGUCUCGCGCUUAACAUACAGUUUCUUUUUGUCUAAUUGUUUUUUGACUUAGCGUAACAACGUUACUGAACAAUUUCACGAUGGCCCUCGAAGAUCAAUCAUCGGCGGAGCUCUCCAAAGGGUUGCGCCUGCUGAAACACACGUGCCUGCUGGCAGACACCUUGUUGAGCAGCUUGAUUGACCUUAUUCCCAGUUGGAUCUCCAGUUAUAUCCGAUGGUGCCCCACUUCAUCUGAGCACCUUGAAGAGGCUGAGCGAAAGCUGCUGUCCUAUAUGAAGCUUCCUGUUCGGUCUUCAUUUGUGACCAUAGACUCAAUCCUGGGCUGCAAGGGCAGCCACCAGGUCCGCACCCUUCAGCUAGGUCCCAGUACGAAAGUAGCUGCAGAGGAAGAACGGGUUCCACUUGUGCUGGUGCAUGGCUUUGCUUCGGGAGUGGCUCUCUGGCUGCUCAACCUGGAUUACCUGGCCCAGGACCGCACAACGUACUGCUUUGAUCUGCUGGGCUUUGGCCGCAGUUCACGGCCACGUCUUUCGAGGGACCCUCUGGAAGCUGAAUACCAGUUUGUGCAGAGUAUCGAAGAGUGGCGAGCACAGGUUGGUCUCGAUCGCUUUGUAUUGCUGGGACACAGCAUGGGUGGCUUCCUGGCUGCCUCGUAUGCAUUGCGCUUUCCUGAGCGUGUGGCCCACCUUGUACUUGCUGACCCAUGGGGUUUCCCUGAGCGCAACACCCCUCGUCCAGCACUGCAGCUGCCAAGUUGGGUCCGUGUGGUCUCCACCUUGCUCAGCCCCUUCAACCCUUUGGCAGCUGUGCGGAUUGCAGGGCCUUGGGGUCCUCGGCUAGUAGAAAAGAUCAGGCCAGAUAUUGGAAAGAAGUACGGACAUGUGGUGGAUGAUAAUCAGACAGUUCCACAGUACAUUUACCACUGCAAUGCUCAAACACCUAGUGGAGAAUCAGCCUUCAAGGCUAUGAUGACGCAGUAUGGCUGGGCUCGAUACCCUAUGAUUAGCCGCAUUGGAGAGCUCCAUCAAGGUGUGCCUAUGACAUUCAUCUAUGGCUCAAGAUCUUGGGUUGACAAACAGCCUGGUAUUCGUGUUCAGCGACUUAGGCAAGAGAGCGAAGUGGAUGUUGAGAUCAUUGAUGGUGCUGGCCAUCACAUCUUUGCUGACAAACCUGAUCAAUUCAAUGAAAUUGUGUCGAAGAUCUGUCGUGGAGCAGAUGCAGCUGAGAAGACAAAUCGUGCCUUGGCUGAGGAGAAGGAAAGAGAGGAGCGGGAGCAGAGAAAAAUGAUACAUCGGCUUGCUCUCUGAAAGGCUUGCUAAUAGAUGCUAUUAUACUUCAUUUUGGUUUAGAACCACAGCACCUUCAUUGGCCUGUGUUUAAAAUUAUUGUCAUCAGCAUUCACUCGAGUGAGGAAUUAAAUGCCAAAUGCGGCAGAUCGUAGUUGCAAAAAUUUUUCUACAUUCUAGUAUAGCAAACCUAGACUUAUACCACCACUUCAUUAUUUUAUUGUUUCCUUGUGCAAAAAUUGCUCACAGACUACUUUGCAUGAUUGGAGGUGCAUAAAAGAAUGGUCAGAAGACAGGCAUGUGUACGAGUCUUGGCAAGGAAGUUUCUACUAAAGGAUGAUUGUAACUGUGCUUGUUAAAUGGCCAUGUGCAAAAGCAAGUUCGCACUCAGAUGACAAUUUUCUUAUCGCAUAACAGUAUGAAAGUCACUGCUUGGCCUAUAUUGCAGUCUGAACUAUUUAGUUCUAAGUAUGAAGCUUUUGAGAAUGGCUAUGCUUGAGAGAUAGAUAGAGAUUAUAUUUUCGUAAACGGCCUUAACAGUCGUGUGCGGUGCGUGUGUAUUUUGGCCCUUUUCUGAAACUUGCUUGUGAACUUCAAGCACCUUCUCCUUCGGGUCACUGUUGUGCACUUGUAUCUUUUCCUUCCAUUGUUCACCAAGUUGCUGCUAUGAGUGUUCUGUCAUGAAGUUAAUCUGCGAUUAGGAAUGUGUGGUUGAUCUGGAGAGCCAACUUGAGUCAUUUGAGUUAAGUCUUAAUCUGCCAUUUGGAAAGAAAAAUAAUGUUGGACCAUAGUGAAAGCUGUCAUGGCAGCCUAUUUUGGAAACAGUACAGCUUACACUGAGUCUGCUUCUCUGCGAUUAAAAAAGUGUCAAGAUCAUUUCACAUAUAACUGCUCUUACUGUUGAAGUGAGCCUCAUAGUGUCAUAAAAUGCAGCCAGCAUUCCAAAGCGACAAAGUUCUGCAUUAAUGUUUACUGAGAAUGCUAGAACAAUGCAAGGUUAUUUGGAGUGAAAGUGACAUGAUUCUAUCUUGAACUUCUGGCUUUAAUCCAUGCCUUCAUACAGUCAUUUGUGUGAAGGUGCAGGCUAGUGUGCAGUAAGUGCUAAACUUGAGUCCACUUCACAUUGACAUAUAGAAAGUGGAUUCUGUGGUGAAGCAGAAAUGCCUAAUCGAGAUCAACCAAUGGACUUUACUGUUUGUCAUCUGCUUUUAUGACGCUAUUAUUUGCAGUCCUUAAGGCUAACUGAGGCUGUUAGGGGUUGAGCACACCACCACCCAAUGUCAUUCACCUGCUAGAGUUUAACAAAAUGCUAAUAUUUUGUCAUAGAUUUUUCUUCUCAAAUCUAACAGUCAGCCUCUGUAGGAGAGGUUGUAGUGACUGAAUUAGGUUAAAUGAAAUUACUUGAAUUAAAACAAAUCGAGUACUUCAAGGAGCAGACUUAUUUUUGCCUCUAUAUGGUGACUAGCCCCAUGACUUCUUUCUAUAGCCAUUCUUAUGAUGCAUAGAAAUUUUUAGGUAACUUGAAAACAUCACACAAAGAUCACUUCAUUGGUCGGGUAAAACAUUGAUUUAGAGUCUACACAAAAUGGAUUAUUUUUUAUGCGCAGCUGAAAUUUUUGCUAUGGGUGGCUGAGGAUUAUGAACAAAUUUUUUGUUAAAAGUCUUUUGUUACUGUUUUUGAGAUUUUACUGUUUUUGCUUAGAGAGCUGGUCUCUGUUUGUGGGAAUUCCUCGAGCCACUUAAUCACGUUCUUCUUGAAGGAGAUGCACUGUUUCUUCAGAAAAGUGACCCCAUGCAAGCUGUGCAAGCCAUGUUUAUUUCAUGUUAGUACACUUCUCAGCCAAAUAUUUUUGAAUUGUUAGAUACUUCAAACCCUAAAACUAACCCUUGAAGCGAACUAAGCCUAAAAGGUCAGAAACCCCCAACUUGCCCAGUAAAUUACAGCAUAAAAAAUGCUCCUGUGAUAUCUUGAGUUGAAUAGGAAAUUUAGUUUAGUGAGGUCAGGUAAAAUGUAACCUUGUGCCCAGUGAAGUGCGCAAAUUCUGCUGAUGUAUUGUUGUACAGAGUGGACGUUAGCAAAAGACCAGUUGCGGCAUUCAUGUUAAUUUGACUGCUGGUUAAUAUAUCCCUUGUCUCACCAAAGUUUUGCGAGUGGGGAAGGCUGCAGUGAUUUCUUUAUGCAGUGUCAUAAGUGGGUUUGUGCGGCUCAAUUGAACAAGUUUAAAAGAUAAAAUCUAAGUUAAUGUACUUUAGUCAUUUAAUAGAAACUAGCCUUUUGGCACUGUAUGUACACUUGUAUGUGCCAACAGAACGCCUCAGAAUCCCAAGCACUGUAAAGGUACACUAACGGCAAAUAUUUAGUCGACAUGGACAGAAACCUUGCAGUGCUUGUCUUGUGCCAGCUUAGUUCUUUUGUUCCACAGAAACUCGCAACUAAGGGGCUACAUUCCUCUAGCACAGUGCAAAUCGCUCGCCACAAGUGAGGAGACGUGACACUGCGUACGUCAUCGCUGCCCUUUACUGUUGUCAAUGGGUAAGAUGGCGCCCAAGAGCUGACACUAUGGCUUUUUGCAUAAAACACAGAAGCAUGGCCAGAAACCACCCAGAAACACGACAUGGACAUGGCAUAUUCUGCUAUUUGCAGUUAGUAUGAGCUUUGUGAGCCAGCCAAACCAGCAGAGCACAAUGUGAUACUGAAAAUACCAAAAUGUGAAAGCUCAGGCACUGCAGAGUUGAGAAAAAAUGACACCUUUAGAAUAGCUGCAUCAUUUUCAAGGGUGUAACGUAAAUGAGUUCUUUUUUCUAAGAAUUAAAUAGAAGUAGACAAGUAGUAAUUUCUUCUGUAUUAUAUCCAAUGACUUUUUUUAUUAUCAGUGUUCGAGCCCUAGUGACACAAUUAUAAUGAGGCAUUACGACAUCAUUGGCCUGUUAAAUGCCGAUAUAACGAAGUAUUUAACUUUUCGUAACCUCUUGUCCAUAGAAUCCAUGUAUUUAGAACCUCAAUGUAACGAAGUAUGCAUGCAAUUUCAAUAUAAAGAAAUUUCACUGUCGCCACAAAGGAAUGCCGAGACCAUAAAUGGAAACUUCCGCGGGUGCAGAUGGUCAAAUCAUUGGUUUACAAGCGGCUACUUGCAAACGCACAAAUCGCGCGCCGCGUGAUACAAGUGGCUGCUGAAGUGGAGCCCCAUCGUGCUCCAUACAGAGUCCAAGUGCGAUAAGAUCCUGUCGCGCCCCGCACUCUGUUUGCUUUUGGUGUGAGUGAAAGUGUGCGAAGGUGAGAUGAGAAAGAUGGUGGCUUCAGGAGUGCCGCCUUCCUGCGCGAGCAAACUUAAAAGAAAGGGGAGGGGAGCAAGUUGGCGAUAACUCGAUCAAGGGUGCGUAAGGGGCAGCAUAAGUUGGCGCGUGCUUCAAUGUUUGGCGCACGCCUUGGCAGUGGCUGCGCAUGGCUGUAAGCACGGCUGAGCGUAUACGCAGCCGCGCACUCUGCUUUAGAGGUAAUCAGCAUGUGCAAAGAGUGGGCGUGCCGAGAUGGCAUGACAUCACGUAAGAGGUCUUCACACGCGUUUAGUAUUAGAGGUUGCAUAAUCUCGAGUUUCGGUCACCCGUUGGUGCGAGAGGCAGACGAAGCAUGCACUCCCCCCUACCGGUGCUUUUCACAAUACAGUGAAGCCUCGUUAAACCGUAGUUGGCCGGAGCUCGGAAAAAGUACGUACUAAACGGUAGUACUGUUCAACCGAAAUAGCAUGAGCUCGCCCACUUACCUGUCGAAAACAGAACUCAGAGAGAGUGCGAUGAAAGGGGAAAAAAACAUGCAGUACUUAUUCACUUCGCCCGACAAAAGUGUUAUUUUCGUUUGGUGCCACGGCAGCCUAGCACGACGACAGUGGACUCAAACUUACUGAAGCUGCGUGCCAGCUUUUCAGCCAGCCCCCUCUUCUCAGCAAACGCUCACAUGGCAGAUUCCUCGUUGGCGUUACGUAUUCUCUGUGCACGUGCGCAGUAGUGCUGCAGAAGUCCCCGGGCGCCUUUUUCAUUGCUGGGUGCCGGAGUUCGGAAUACUUUUCAUUUGGAAUAGUUACGUUAUUGCGCCCGUUCUCGUUGCGAUGAUUGCAUUCAUGAGGCUGAUGUAACGCGCAGCUUCUGCAACUGUCGGGCCUGAAUCGCCCGUGCUGUCGCUUUCCGUGUUGUCCUCAUCACAGUCGCUAGUUGACACUUUGGCAAAAACAGAGGCAACGAUGGCGAAAAGUCGAACCUCGUAGCCGACAUCUCUUCGCGGUCGCAGCAGUGCUGCUGAGCAACUUCGCAUUCCAAAUGCCACACACUGUAGUCAACAGCGGAUCUCUGUCACAUGCCAAUGCCGACUUCUUCGUGUCACGUUCGAUAGCACGAACAAUGUCUAAUUUUUCUUCUAUGCUGAGCACUUGGCGUCUUUUUUAUCCGAGCUUCGGCACGAUGCGAGUCCUCGCUUGCACGAAGCCACAACGCUUUCUGGCACGAGGUCGAAAUAAUGUUGAUGUUGAUGUGGCUUCAUGCGCAAACGCACAGGGUGCUUGGAGGCCGUUGUUCCGAUCUCUGAGGCUUGUUUGCGCAACGAAAAGUGGAAACGCUACGUUUUAAUCGAUGCGUAUGUGAUAAAUAAGCUGGUACAGCUUAUGUGGAUACAAAACACAUUAUGUUCAAUGGCCGCUGAGUCGGGGAUUUGACUUUACUACUUUUAAAACGAAACUACUGUUUAAGCGGGUACGGUUUAACGAGGUUUUACUGUAGCAUCAUACCAGUGGGCGACGCUAUCAGCCAUGGUGGUGGAGUGCAUGCGAAAAUGUGGCUGGCUUUGCUUAAUUCGUACCGCCAAUGUGAAGAUAUCAUAUAAGUGGUAUGAAACCAUAUCAUUCGUCGCAGACUCCCAAAUUCAUGAAAAUGAAUUGUUUUCUCAUUCAAAUUUCCUUUUUUUGAUUGCCCGAUAAUUCGAAGAACUCUGUGGCCCCUUUCUGUUGAAGAAAAAUCGUUUGGCGACUGUACUUAUUUGCAUAAAAGGUUGAAUUUCAAUACAAUGAAAUUUCGUUAUAAUGAAGCAAAUUGCUGAUUUUACGAACUUCGUUAUAUCGUGGUUUAACUGUACUAGUAUCUCCUAGUAGAGUCUCGAUCCGUGUUCACCAUCUACGUCAAUUUAUCGUUUACUAAAGCUCUGUUCCCGAUAAUAUUUGAUCAAGCAGUAUUGUGUCACUUUAGCUCGAUUUAAUACUUGCCUUUGGUGUCUUCAAGAAAAAUGAUGACGUGUGAAGCAUGUUGUAUGUAUCCUAAGAACUAUGAUGGCGAGCAGACACUGGCAGUGAGUAUGCAAUAAGAGGAGGUUGAGUGUUAUCGCGGUUGUAGUUUCGUUCUUUCCUCCAGUUCCCGCAUUCCCUGGCAAAAGAUGGCUGCCCACACCUAGAAGCACUGUAAAUUACGGUUUAAUGAAAGGCGUUCAUCUCCACCGUGAUGUCAUGGAGAUAAGCAAACAUAAUUUUCUGGCAUCUCUGUACGAAUUUUCGUUGAGUUGGACAGUGAGUUUGGUGUUGCCGUUUACUAUAGUGUUCCCACCCAUCCCCAUUUGAAGCUGGUUUAUCACCUCAUCACACUGGAACAUAAGAGUUUGUUUGAUGGUCUACUGGUGGAUAUUUUGUGAGGCGAAGUGUGUUGCAAUUUGGGUUAUAUAGCCGCAUCAAUGCUGCUUUCAGUUUUGCAGGUGAACCUAUUGUAUGCAUGUACUCGGGCCACUGUUAGCUUUUCACUCGGCUGACCUGUCUGAGUGUUGAUGAUAUUCUACGUGCACUGCAGUUCAUUUGGUAUAGCUUCUUUCAAGGUUGAUAUGUAGGAACGCAUAAGAAAUUUAUUCAUUCCAUUUUGUUGUAGGGAAAAUGGCUUAGGUAGUCAAGUCUUCCUUUAGCACAAAAGCAGAUGUCCUAAAAUGGCCAUGCUGAAAAUAUAACAGUAGGUGUAUCUAUGCAGAAAAUGUCUGUUUUUAGACAACUUUCAUUGAUGUUCUUUUAAUGCUAUCUAGCAUCUUCUGUCACUGGGUUGAUACGAUACUGGUACCACAAUGAGUUGCUUUCAGAUAUGACUCACUCAGCGAACUUUGCCCUUUUAGAUGUGCUCUCUGUAGUGGUAUGACUAUAGAAAGACUACUACAAGACGGAAGGCAAGUAGGUUGUGCAAGGUUUGGGCAUUAUAAGGUUUGAUGUGUUCCUUAUUGAAAAUGGCAUGACAUGUACGGGUUACUGUCUUGUUGUAUUUUUUUUCCACCUUGUUUUCAAUCCCUGUUACGUUUUGUUAAAUUAAAGUGCUUGUAAUACUUCUAUAAAUGUUUUGUGGACCUUUCACAGUUUCCUCGUUAAGUGUAUUGUACUUGUUUGGAUGCUCAGCUCCUUGCUAUAGUAUAAAGUAUAUCGUAAUGGGGAAGCCUUAUAAACUGCGCUUCUUUGUUGCUAUGCUUGUAAGACUUGAACACAAAUGUUUUGUCAUGAAGAGGGUUGGUACAUUUUAAGUUGGGGCUACUUCUGUUUGCACAUACUCUAAAUAGAGAGCAAAUGUUUCUUGUUAUUAGUGUGAUCUCCAUCUUUUAGUUACUAAAAGUGUGGAAAUAUAGGAAAUAAGCUUCAUUUUAAAUUUUAGAAGGACUUGCAAUGUACCAACAGUUCUAUAUGCACGUAUUGAAGCUUAAAAAAAAAAAAAAGGUGGGAAGAAAAGUAAUAUUGUAGUUUUUCUACGAUUGCAAGGAUAAAAAAUAUACAGCAUUAGAGGGGAGCUGUGUUCUGUCCCUCAUGCACUGUACAGGCUACAACUGCACAGACCCUAUCGCAUCGUAAAAAGUAGCAUGGAUUUAGGGCUGCCAGUUCAACAGGGAAGAAUACGCCUCCUUCAUAGCCAAAAAGCCCUCCACCCUUCUUUUUUAGUUGCUUGAAGUAUUAGCCGUAAGCUUCCUUUCUUUUGAUUCUGAAGUUGCCUUUUCUAAGAAAAUGUCAUGUGCAAUGUCAUCGCAAAAGUAAAGAUUACCAGGCAAGUAAUGCUUGGAGUCAUGGUUAUAUUUUCAAAGGGACACUAAAGGAAAAUAGCAAGUCAAGCUAGAUUGAAAGAUUGGGCUUUUAUAAUAACAAAUUCGUCCUUUGUAAUGAAAACAGCUUUUGUAAGGGAGAAAAUUACAAAAAUAGAAAAACAGAGUAAUGCCACCUAUUGUGGACUAUGGUACCUCACACUUGUGAUGUCAGCACUGGCUGAUUCACAUCGUGUGGCUGCUAUGUUCCACCGUAUUCUGUAUAACCUCCUUGGUGCCACCACUGUGAGCUGCAUCGCUUUAAUUUUUUACGGCUGCCAAGGCACCAGCGCCACCUAGCCCGCUCCGCGGCCUCUAAGCACAGCUGCAGAGCAUGGGUAGCUUCAGUGACUCGUGCAAGUGAAACACUGGAGUUUCUAAAAGACAUCAUAAAGGGAGGUCGUGUGGAAAUUACGUCAACUUGUUCGUCUUGGCAUGGGCAAUUCAAAUUCAAAAGCAGCGGUGACAUUUGCAGACAUUGUCAGCUCCUCAGGUUGAAAAAUGUGUGUGUGUAAGUCCAGUAUUUGCGUAUCUUCAGGAUCGCCAGUCAGCCUCUAGAGUCUGUGAAGGAGUACAUUUACCUCGGUCAAUUGCUUGUAGGAGACCCUGAUCAUGAGAAGGAAAUUUAGAGAAGAAUAAAAAUGGAUUGGAGUGCAUACGGCAGACAUUGCCAGAUCCUGACUGGAAGCUUACUGUUAUCAUUGAAAAGGAAGGUGUACAAUCGGUGCAUAUUACCGGUGCUGAUAUAUGGGGCAACAACUUGGAGACUGACAAAGAAGCUAAAGAACAAGUUAAGGACCACACAAAGAGCGAUGCAACGAAGAAUGCUAGGCAUAACAUUAAUGUUGAAUUCCAAUGGCAGAUCCAGAUCAAGUUUUUCUGCUCUGUAUGGAGCAAUCCUAUUCCAAUGGCAGAAUGGGAGCGUGAGCUGUGUGUUCCAAUGGCAGAUUGGGACCAGCCGCUGAUCCCGGAUUGCUCCGUGGAGCAAAAAUAUUUGCUCCGCCGAAAUCGGCAGAUUUGAUCGGAAGUCCUUGUGACGUAUUUCCUUCACCCGCCUCUGCUUCCUGUCACGGUCGCCCGUUUCCGGUCGUGGGUAGCUAUGGACGACAUGGGAAACGUGGACGCCGCUUCGCGCCGUGCGAUUUUGUUCGCGCUCCUAGACAGCUCCGACUCAGACAGUACAACUUCCAAGUCGAGUGAUGAUUCUUCUGACACGAACAGUGAAAUGGGGUGGUGGGUUGCGCUUCCAAGCGCUUGUUCCUUUCUCUAUUCUGGCGCCCUCUCACUUGAUUUUCCUGUACGAAGCGCCCCCGCGGGAGCGCACGCAUUCCCUUCGCAGAUAUGGUGUGCGCACAUGAGAGCGAUCUCAGUCGGAGCGACGCGCUCCGACGCGAUCCGGCCGAGCGCUCGCGAUCUACCAUUGGAAUUCAACAUAAGAGACAGAAAUGGAGUGGUUUGGAUCAGAGAGCAAAUGGCUAUAGCCGAUAUUCUAACUGACAUUUAAGACAAAGAAAAAAAUGGAACUGGGCAGGUCAUGUAAUGGGUAGGUUAGAUAAACGGUAGACUAUUAGGGUUACAGAAUCUGUGCCAAGAGGAGGGAGGUGCAGUCAAGGAUGGCAGAAGUGUAGGUGGGGCGAUGAAAUUGGGAAAUUUGUGGGCAUUAGUUGGAAUCAGUUGGCGCAGGGCAGGGUUGAUUGGAGGUUGCAGGGAGAGGCCUUCGUCCUGCAGUGGACAUAAAAUAGGCUGCUGCUGCUGCUGAUGAUGAUGAUGAUGGAUAGUCAUGCGCACCCCCAAAAAAUUGCUAUGUGUAUCAGAGUACUGUCAACAAAAACAAAAAGUGCGGGUUGAGUGAGUUUAAGAGUUUCUGGUCAAUAAAUGUUGAACACUGCAUUUAUUAUUGUAAGAUUAGUCCAAUCAAAUUCUGCUAGGUAAAGUUAGUUAUUUCUAUACUCAAUUUUUUUGUGAAAGUGUGUCAUACUGCUGUGUAGUUGUGGUAUGUAGCCUCGUAGUGAUAUUUUAAUUUUAGAUGUUUUUUCUCUUAUGUUUGUAUAGUUUUUUUCCUUGUACUAGUUACGUUUAGAAAGCCGCUACAAUUCAUAGUAAAAUUUGUGCUCGUUAUCAUAAGCUCUCAGUGCGUGCUCUCAUAUGGGUCUCAAGUGUGCCAAGGAUGUCUCGGCAAGGCCAUGUGAAGUGCACGUAACUAAGUGGUUCUGCUGAUAAUCAUAGCAUCUGCACUUUCAAGGUCGUCCUUCACAGCCUAGCAGACUUAUUGUUGCCCAUCUCUAUUACAUUUAAACCUUAAUGGAAUGAAACAAUUUUAUUCCUUCUAAAUUAACAAUCUUGGUUUCCACCAAAGAGCCACAAAGCUGUUUGAUCUCUUUGGUAGAGGACAUUUGAUUGGGCAGAAUAAUGCAUUGCUGCGUUGAAUUUCGUUCGGUUGAGCUAUAAGUGACGCGACAGGUGUAGCUGUUUGUGUGGUGUGAAAACGUUGACAAAAAAAUUUAAGUGUGCAUGUCAGUUUAGUGGUGCACAAACAACUUGUUUUAGUAAAAUGAUGUUUAAUUUUCUCUUUGUCUAGUUUGGCAUGUGCCUUGGUGGAAUAACUUAAGAGUGAUGUGAAUAACAGAAAGCAAUGCUGGCAUUUUUGCAGCAAAAGAUGAGUUUUGGCCCAGUUGUUCACAUAUUGGAAUGUGUGAACAGGUGGAGUAGAAAUCUGUUCUGUCCAUUGCUUUUGACGGUGUCCUGUCUGUUGUGCUUUAUCACUGUUCCAAUUUUUACAAGUAGCUAGGAAUCAAGGGGCACCAAACUACAGGUAGUUGUCCGUAUGUAUAGAAAUAGGGUUUUGCUUUGAACUAGUGACAUUGUUUUAUUGUCAUUGUGGUGCUGUGCUGAAUUAUCACAAAUACUUGGAAGGGACCCGACUUCCUCAUUCUUAUCAUUCAUUGAAGUGAUAAUUGUCUACAAGGUUUGUAAUUCUAAUAUAAAUGUUAAAGUUUACGUAGCAUGGCAUUGGGCACCUUUGUAUGUUCUGCAUGCCUGUGUGUACAGAAGUGUAAGAAAGCUGAAAAGAGAGUGAUAAGCUUGUAUUAAGGUGCAUUUCCACUGAUUAAUUAGUUAUCUUAGUCCAAAACAUCGGUUGAAUAACUGGUAGGUUAAUUAAUUACACAGACCUACUUUGCAAGGAAAAAGUGAGACGGGUACGUGCAGUCCUAUAGAACUGGGACCAUAAAUCGUUUACGAUAUUUACAAGGUAGAUUUACUGUGUGUAGGUCUGCUGUACAUAUUUCAGUCAGUUGUAUAUCGGGCAGUAAGACCACUGUUUGUAUGUAUAUAGGAAUUAUAUAUUCUUUUUUGGUGCUAAGUUAUCUUUAUGGAUAUCUUGUAUCGAAAACUGAGUGGUUUUUGAAACCGAGUACUUCACUUGGAAUGAAGAGUUUUAUUUUCAGCUGUUGUUGUAAAGACUUCGUAGGCAUUACAUUUUCAUGUGGCAUUAUUCCUGCUAAAGUGGAGUGCCUAUCCUUGCUCUAUUUUAAUAAAAAUGUUAUUGUGACCUUG